UCUCAUGUUUUCAACUCACGCCCAAACACACUCUCUCUUCUUUCCUUCCAAUCUCAACAAGUUUCCUAUACUUAAAUUCAUCUCUCUUUUUCUCUCUCCCAACAAAACAAAAACACACAUUUCACAACAACACACAACCAUGCCUGAAGCACCUAGAGGCUACAACCUUGUUGAACAGAACAAAAAAAUCCUCGACUUCAUUGAGGAUGUUACCUCAAAACCCGACCAUGUCCAAGAACAAGUCCUCUCAGAAAUCCUCUCUCGCAAUGCAAACGUUGAGUAUCUCAAACGGUACAAUCUCAACGGUAACACAAACCGUGAUACCUUCAAAAAACUCUUACCUGUUAUCUCAUACGAAGAUAUUCAACCCGAUAUCGAACGCAUCGCAAAUGGUGACACCUCUCCCAUCCUUUGCUCCAAACCCAUUUCAGAGUUUCUCACAAGUUCUGGUACAUCUGGUGGUGAGAGAAAACUUAUGCCAACAAUUGAAGAGGAGUUAGGAAGGAGAAGUUUGUUGUAUAGUUUAUUGAUGCCAGUGAUGAGUGAGUUUGUUCCUGGAUUAGAAAAAGGGAAAGGAAUGUACCUAAUGUUUAUAAAAUCUGAGGCUACAACACCUGGUGGAAUUGUAGCUAGGCCUGUUUUAACAAGCUACUACAAAAGUUCCUAUUUUAGAGAUAGACCUUAUGACCCUUACACAAACUACACAAGCCCAAAUGAAACUGUGCUCUGUCCUGAUUCAUAUCAAAGCAUGUAUUCUCAACUCCUUUGUGGUCUUUGCCAAAACAAAGAGGUUCUAAGGGUUGGUGCUGUUUUUGCCUCUGGUUUCAUAAGGGCUAUUAGGUUUCUUGAAAAACACUGGACCCUUCUUUCAAAUGAUAUUAGAACAGGGACAGUUAACUCUUUGAUCACUGACAUAACAGUGAGAGAUUCUGUGAUGAAAAUCCUUAAACCUGAUCCUAAGCUUGCUGAUUUUAUUCAAAAUGAGUGUAGUAAGAGUUCUUGGCAGGGGAUUAUUACUAGGUUGUGGCCUAAUACUAAGUAUGUGGAUGUUAUUGUCACAGGAACAAUGUCACAGUAUAUUCCUAUUUUGGAUCAUUAUAGCAAUGGUUUACCACUUGUUUGCACUAUGUAUGCUUCUAGUGAAUGUUACUUUGGUGUCAAUCUUAACCCUCUUUGUAAACCUAGUGAAGUUUCUUAUACACUUAUUCCCACCAUGUGUUACUAUGAGUUUUUGCCUGUUAAUAGAACCAAUGGUGUCACUGGUUCUCUUCACACACCUAGAUCCCUUAACGAGAAAGAACAGAAAGAACUCGUUGAACUUGUUGAUGUCAAACUCGGUCAAGAGUAUGAACUUGUUGUCACUACUUAUGCUGGACUAUACCGUUAUAGAGUUGGUGAUGUGCUGAAGGUAGCUGGAUUCAAGAACAAAGCACCACAGUUCAACUUUGUAUGCAGAAAAAACGUUGUAUUGAGCAUUGAUGCAGACAAAACCGACGAGGUUGAGCUUCAGAAUGCGAUGGCAAAUGCUGUGACACAUUUAGUACCAUUCGGCGCAACGGUGUCGGAAUACACAAGCUAUGCAGACACAACAACAAUUCCAGGACACUAUGUCCUAUACUGGGAACUCACACUGAACAAAUCAACACAAAUUCCACCUUGUGUUUUUGAAGAUUGCUGCUUAACAAUUGAAGAGUCACUAAACAGCGUGUAUCGACAGGGCCGUGUCUCGGACAAAUCGAUCGGCCCGCUCGAGAUAAAGAUCGUCGAACAGGGCACUUUUGAUAAACUAAUGGAUUAUGCCAUUAGUUUAGGUGCUUCAAUUAAUCAGUACAAGACACCAAGGUGUGUCAAGUUUGAACCUGUUGUUGAACUCUUGAACUCAAAGGUAAUGUCAAGUUAUUUUAGUCCCAAAUGUCCAAAAUGGGUUCCUGGUCACAAACAAUGGAUCAAUCAGAAUUGAAAAUUGAAUUAUUAUAAUAAGCUGCAUUAUUAUAUUAAUGUGGUUGGUACUUAGUAGCUUUUCUUAGCAGUUCAUGUGAACUGUUUUUUAAGGCCAUUAUGUUAGGGAGAAGAAGAAGAAGAAAAUUUAAUCACUUUUUUUUUAGGUUAUUUUCCAUGUCUAAACUUCUUUUGUUGUUGUUAGUAACUUGUUGCAUAGUGAACCUAGCCAGUGUAAAAAGCAAUUUCUGUUUGAAAGAAAGCUCUUUUGUCUUUCUUUUUAAUUAUCAUUAUUACUAUUAUCAUUAUAAUUAUCCAGUAAAAUUACAAUUUUUAUUAUUA
This is a messenger RNA of Lathyrus oleraceus (garden pea), 2280 nucleotides long. RefSeq names its product indole-3-acetic acid-amido synthetase GH3.6. The record is from RefSeq and is a predicted model, not a curated record. NCBI's taxonomy places the organism in Eukaryota, Viridiplantae, Streptophyta, Magnoliopsida, Fabales, Fabaceae. The transcript is spliced from 3 exons. Gene Ontology annotation, molecular function: indole-3-acetic acid amido synthetase activity. Gene Ontology annotation, cellular component: cytoplasm. The coding region runs from base 5 to 1960 and encodes 651 amino acids.